This is a messenger RNA of Mollisia scopiformis, 2364 nucleotides long. RefSeq names its product HET-domain-containing protein. Lineage: Eukaryota; Fungi; Ascomycota; Leotiomycetes; Helotiales; Mollisiaceae. The record is from RefSeq and is a predicted model, not a curated record. The transcript is spliced from 2 exons. The coding region runs from base 45 to 2243 and encodes 732 amino acids.
CUCUCCGCAAUACACCACAUGGAUGAAGUCAAAGAGAUUUCAACAUGUCCACCAUACCUCCUUACACCUAUACCAAACUUGACGAGAGCAGACAAGAGAUUCGCCUCAUUUCCGUGCUUCCCAGCGACAACCACAUCGACCAGGUUCGCCUCAAGAUCUUACAUGUCCCGUUCAAGAUCAAGGAGAAGAAGAUACUCUGGGAAAAACCAGACAUCGAUGCAAUAAAUUUGACACUCCCACAAGAUUGGGUUGCGCAUGAAACGAUUGAAGGUCGUGUCUUGUUCUACUGUAUGGAGAAAGAGGAGGAUGACUACCCCACAGUGACCUGGCAACGUCCCUAUCUUUACAUUGCAGAUGAUGAGAUGGAAGAGGUACACUUUCGGGAUUCCAAUUAUAUGAUCCGUGAUGCAGAUACCUUUGAGCCCAGAUUUGACGCCCUUUCGUAUACUUGGGGCUCAUUUGCUGAGGUGGAGAUUGCCUGUGUUGUGGGUGACGAUGGAGAUGGAGUCGAAGGCGCAAUUCCUGCAACGGGAGACCGAUCACUUGAGAUCACCGAGAAUCUUGCAGUCGCUCUAAAGCAUUUGCGCUACAGUGAUCGGCCAAGACUGAUAUGGGUGGAUGCUAUUUGUAUCAACCAGCAAGACGUCGAGGAGCGAAACGAGCAAGUCUUGAGGAUGAGUGACCUUUACAAACAUGCUGAUCAAGUCGUUGUAUGGCUGGGCACUUCAUCCAGCAAUAGCGCAAAAGCAUUUGAAAUUCUGGAACACGUCGGAAAACAGAUCGAAUACACUAUCGAUACCUACGUAGUGCGAUCGCCUGAGGCGGAUCCAUUUGCUGAUUGGUCUGAUUUCGAUUACUCGCCAUUUGAUGUGGAGACUUGGAAAACUAUCAGGGACCUGAUAACAAGACCAUGGUUUGAGCGGGUUUGGGUGGUGCAAGAGAUUCAGUUGGCUAACUCGAGGGCCAUUUUACAAUGUGGAAAAGAUAGAAUGCGCUGGUAUUAUUUCCGACGGGGUAUAAUUUGUCUACGGAACAAGAUCCAGCAUAUACCCGAGAGUAUGAUAGAGAGAGUAUUGGCUGUUGGAAAGAUGUGUGAUCCGCUCCUUGGUUGGUCCUUGCCAGAUUUACUUGUGGUCAGUAGCUUCAAGAAAUGCAUCAAUCCUUUGGACAAGGUAUACGGUGUUCUCGCUCUGGCUCCAGAAGGCUUUGCGAACACCCUCAAGCCCGACUAUGCUUUGUCCCCGAUCGACGGGUAUAGAGCAACUUUUCUGGAAUAUACUUUUCAGUCGCAACGGUUGUCCCUUUUGCACCAUUGCCAUUCUAAUCAGCCAGACAAGGACUGGCCUUCGUGGGUGCCUGACUGGUCAAAUUCAGAUAAAGAGACGCUCGACUUUUAUCUCCACUCGCACGCCAGUGGUGAUUCAUCGGCACAUUGGCGGUACUCGAAACCUCACAUUCUUAGGGCAGCAGGGGUCCAGGUCACGACAGUCUCCUACGUCUCAAAAUGGUUACUCACACCCAAAGGGGACGUUGACGGGUUCAUCUCGGAACUUGGACUUGAGAAGAUGCGAAGCUUAAGAGACCCAACUGGUCUAAGUUUACUUGAUGCCUACCUGCACGUCAUGUGUCGAGGUCAAUUUGAGGAAACAAUGGAUGUACCUGAUACGCCAGCCUACUUGGCGCUAGAAGAUAUCCGUACUGAGCUGUUGGAGGGGUCAAGUUCAAGGAAUUCUGUUCUCAUGGAUCCUGACUUGAGAUGGAAGUCAAAACGAAGAGUCAUUCUAACGGAGAGAGGUUACAUGGGGAUGGCGCCCGAACAUGUUAAAGAAGGUGAUAUCGUAUGUAUUCUUCUUGGUAGCAAUUUGCCAACAAUCUUACGUCCAGACGCGACAAGCACAAGAUUCAACAUCGUUGGACACUCUUAUAUUCAUGGACUAAUGAAUGGCGAGGCUCUUCUUGGACCAGUAUCAAGGCCUUGGCGGAGCAAAAGAAGAAUGAAUUGGCGUGGAGUAUGGGAGGCAUGCUUUGAACACGAGAAGACAGAACAAUUAUUAGACGUUGCUGAAGAUCCACGUCUAUAUUCGGUCCCUGAUGAGUGGGAACGUCUAGAGAAUGAUGAUCCUCAUCAUAUUCAAAAGUGGAAGAACACACAAACGGGUGAGAUCAUAAAUUCUGAUCCACGGCUGCUACCCGACGCUCUGGUAGAACGAGGCGUUAUGUUGCAGAUGUUUAUUAUCACAUGAGUUCUUGUCUUAAAUCAAGGUAUGGUGGUAAAAGUUUAAAAUAGAUCAUUUGUCGGCAACAGGACGUCGCAUCAAAGUGUAUUCGAUAUCAGGCUUCCUCCCCCAAUGAGGCGGAACUGGG